AUGACGGAGAAUUUCGGCGUCCGCGUUAACCUGAAUCUGGACUUCAAAGAUCAGAUUGUCCGAGUGGUCCGAUCCUUCAAUACGCUCAUUAACACCAUCUUUCGCUACGACGACUCCGACCUCCGCAUUCUCACGCAGGUCUGCAAGAUCGAUCUCCUCGACGCCUUCUUCAACAUUAGAGCAAUCAACCAGCGAAGUGGAGGCUACACCUCACCGGAUUUGUCGCCAACGCCGAAGCCGAAUCCUCGUGCCACCCAGGCCCGCCAGGGUCGGACUCUUGAGCCCCAAGUUAAAGCUGAGUUUCGUUCCAUGCAUUCAGAGGAGAGUCAACACGUGAUUGAAGAUCCAGUACACGAUCUCAAAACCCCUGGAUACGUCGAGGGAGGUGAUGCCGAGAACCCCGGAGACGUCGGGGUCACAGCGUCGCUUAUCGAAGGAACAGGCCCGCCAAUGGAAAUUUCCCGACGCAUGGACGUUGAGAGUGAAGUUCUCCCACCGGAAGAGAUCAAAUCCAAGACACUCCACUUCAAGAGACAGGAUAACGAAACUGUGGUUCUCUAUCGGCCCCGCAACCGUUCGCGUCAAGGAUACCAAAGGAGUAGGAUCCUUGUGCAGAAACCGUCCGGUGGUCGGAACCGUGAAAUCCACAAGGGCAAGUCUCUCUUCUACGAUAGCUCCGCCGAGUUACUCGGUGUGCCGAGCAGCCAAUCCCCAAUGGUGGUCCCGGUGGUGACGAAGGUACUCCCGGACAGUUGCGCGAAUCGGUCUUGCGUCGCUAAAGUCGAUGUAGGGGUUUCGGAUAUCGAGAGACCGCUCAACUUACUGUCCAAUUUGCCGGCAAUCGCUGACCUCGGAGGUCUUGCUUUCCUCUCGAAACUGGCGAAUCUAUCCUAUUUAUUGAACGCGACCAACAUGGAGACGCACGACCCUCAACCAACCAGGUCGCCGACGAUGCAGACAUCUGGCGAUGCCAAUAUCCGAUUGGCGGAGAGCAAAUUCCACCAAGAGGAAAACUCUGAUCUUCUUUCCGCGGAAAACACAACCCGCGAAGUGGAAGGUCGGGAUCGAGGCAGCAAUGCAAGAUCGCUCUUCAAACUGCUCGGAGGAGGGGGGAACGUGGGUGUGGGGGGCGCGACCCAGAUGUCUGCUCUCAAUGCGAGCACAACGGCGACCACCACAGCGACGAAAACUCCGGAGAAAGAGAGUAAAAUGUCCCCAUUCAGAUUCGGUCUCCAGCAGUUGUUCACACCGAGACUACCGAUGGCUUACAAUCCAAUGCUGGCCUACUCUCCCCAGUAUCCUCUGCUCUACCCAACCAGAUCGCCCCUCCUCCCGCUCUAUGCGGCAAACGGUUUGAUACCGACCAUGACCACGCGAGCUCCUCUCACGACCUCGGCUCCCUCCUCAGCGUCCAUCAUCGCUAGUCCAGAACCCAGAAAGUCUUGCUCGGGAGAAUGCAUCGACGUUUUCGCCGCUCUGAUGUGCGAUCAGGUCGAUGAAGAGGCUCAUUGCGAUCAAUUGACUCAAAGAUGCUGCGUCAAAGGUACGGAACAGGUGACGAAAUUCCUCAAACGUCAUGGUACCGUGGCAAGAACGAAGAAACACAAGAAAAUAAAGAAAAUUCGCCACAAAGAGCCUGCCGCGGAUCGUGAUCGUGUCGGGACAUCAACGCCGGCCCCGAAGGAAAACUCCAUCGAGGAAGGUGGUGUCAAAAUCGAAAUCGAAGAAGAUCAUAAACGACCAGAACGGCACCGAAUAUUUGUGCAUAGCACAACGAGUACUAAGAGACCCCAGAUGCAUAUCGCGUCUGGGAACGGAGUGUAUCAUGUCAUCGGUUCCAAAGACGUUUGGACAACAAGGUAUCCUGAAAUUCCGAAAUACGUGACCAUUGUGACAACCACCCGAAAACCUGCGAAGCAGUCAGCUACGCGCCGGAUGGAUGAAGCCGCUCCUACCGUGCACUACGAGUCGAACGAGAACGACGACACAUUCCAGGAAACGAGACCGGCAACGAAACGGAGGCAUCCGCAGAACCUCAAUGACGCCGAAUUAGAAAUGAUAGAAAGCCACGUCCAAGAAACGGAGAUUCCGUUCGAAGGAAGCCAAGCAAUAAAACAGGUAAACGAGACUCAAUCAGCGAACGCUAUUGAUACCGUGGCUGAAGCACCGCCGUGUCCAGGCAACUGCGUCCUGCCGAUAUUCAGCUUCUUCUGCGAUGCCCAACACAAGACCUCGUACGUCUGUCCCGUCGGACGGGUCUGCUGCGUUGGUACUCCUUCUGUGGAAGAGCAGAAGAAUAGCACCCGGACCGAAGAAGAGAGCAACACAAAUACCAACGCACUUCUCGAAGAUGAUCGGCACGACCAUAUCUGCGCGGGACGAUGCGUGCCCGUCUUCUUCCAGUACACUUGCAAGCAUCCCUUGCGCAUUACCGAUGACAUCUGUCCGACCGGCAGUCUCUGCUGCACAGGUAUCGGCAAGAAAGACGACGGCGAAGAGGAGCGAGAAGACGAGGAGUCCCAAACGGACCCGGAGACCCAAGACGACGACGAGGGCAAAAAAACAACCCAGGCCCAAGCCCAGAGUCAGAAGGACGCCGCCGAAGUCGCGAAGAAUAAGUUGAAUUUCUUGCACAGUAUCUUGACCACUGUCCUGAGCACCAAGAAACCGAAUAUCCAAAGUGCGCAAAAUUCCGCAAAACUCAAGCAGCGUCCCGAGGAGUACAUGCAAGCCGACGAAGAUCAGCUGCGACCUACCUACGUACAGGAACCAAAAUACUUCGCAGCGAGCGAGCAACUCGCCUCCGAGGAGUCAACGGACCCUCCCGAAGUCGUGAUCGAGCCCGCGAUUCCUCCCUCGAUGCCGACGGUGGACACGAGAUUCUCUCAGCUCGAACGGCCACCGAUGGUCACUCCGCCGUAUUCUCACCGUAGGCCAAUGCAUAACGUUCAUGGCAUGCCACCGGCGAUGCGGCAUCGGAACAAUCAUAAUUCACACAAUAGGAUUCCCUCCGGUGCCGUGGACGAAGAAAUGCUCGAACGGCAUUAUCCGAUCCGGAGUCGGUUCCAGCGACCGCAUCCCUACGGAAAUUUACCCCACAGAUUCCGAACAAUGCCCACGCGGCGACCGUACGACGAUUCCGAGGAGAUGAUGCCCACUGAGGAGCAUGCCAAUGAGGGUGCCCCAGAGACUACGGAAGAGACCCCGAUCGAGGACGAACGAGAGAAUUUCAGUGAGCUCAGACCGGACAUGAAUCGACACAGCCACAAGGACCAGCAUCGCGAAGUCGUCACGCCGGAAACGGAGAACCACGAAGUGUAUUCCCAAGCGAAUUCACAGGAGCAAGACGCCACCGAAGUCCAAAACUUCACGAGCCCCUUCCUCACCGAGUGGGCUCCGAGCGAUGUGAAUGCAGCUCGGGUGAAGGAGGUCAACUCUGCGAACUUGACCCUCGAGGAACGACCUUCCGAAGAUUCUCGGGGGGUGCAUCCGAGCUCCUGUGGCUUGAACGGAUUCCACAUAAAACGGUGGCACAGUAGAAACGAGGCGAAUCCGGGCGAAUGGUGUUGGCAGGCCGCGAUCGUGGACAGUGACGAUAAUCUGUUAUGUAGCGGAGCUGUCAUCGGAGCGCAGUGGAUCGCGACUUCGGCGUCCUGCGUCGCGAACUACACCGCGUCGAGCCCGCCGGAUCUCCGAGCCAAGAUCGGUUACGUCGACAUGGCGUCGGGUCCCGUCGGGUCCCAGACUAAAACGGUCUCAAUGGUCUACAGUCACCACAGCUUCAACGCACAAACACGGGAGAACGACAUUGCACUUCUUAAGCUUCACGACUUUAUCGACCUCAACGGCCUCGUGUGCGUGAUCUGCUUGCCUUCAACCCUUCGGCCGGAGGGCGCGAUGGAAGGCUGCACGCUGACAGCCUACCGGAAGGAAUCCCCCACAAAAUUCAAACUGACCUACGACCGCGUGAAUAGAGUCGACCUGCAGGUUUGCGGUGACUUGGCGUCGCUGAAGAACUCGACAGCUGAGGCCUCGGCCGGUCAGCGAACUAAGUUCUGCGCGGGCGAAAUGGAUCUCGCGGAGCGAACGGGCGCGUGCGAGCCAUCGAGUCUGGACGCCGAACGGAAGCCCAUCCUUGGACUCGGCAAUCCGCUGGUCUGUCGCGUGGACAACUUCUACCAGCUCAGCGGAAUAUCAAGCACCUAUCUGGGCUGUGAGCAGCUCGCGACACCGACUUACUAUACGAAUCUCGCCUAUUUCACCGGUUGGAUAAAUCAAAUCACUAAUGUUAAUCGAUACUCGUGA
This is a messenger RNA of Galendromus occidentalis (western predatory mite), 4305 nucleotides long. RefSeq lists its product as uncharacterized. Gene Ontology annotation, biological process: proteolysis. Gene Ontology annotation, molecular function: serine-type endopeptidase activity. The transcript is spliced from 7 exons. NCBI's taxonomy places the organism in Eukaryota, Metazoa, Arthropoda, Arachnida, Mesostigmata, Phytoseiidae. The record is from RefSeq and is a predicted model, not a curated record. Bases 1 to 4305 code for a protein of 1434 amino acids.